This is a messenger RNA of Candidula unifasciata, 918 nucleotides long. The record is from the annotation of a GenBank genome assembly. NCBI's taxonomy places the organism in Eukaryota, Metazoa, Mollusca, Gastropoda, Stylommatophora, Geomitridae.
AUGGCACUUGAAAUUAAUCAUUUUGCUCGCCUUGGGAUCAAUGUUGGGGCCAGUGAGAAUGAAAUUAAGAAAGCAUAUAGGACUUUAGCCAAGAAAUGGCAUCCAGAUAAAAACAAAGAUAUUCGAGCAAAAGAGACAUUUCAAGAAAUUGCUGCAUCAUAUGGAUUUCUUUCUAGCCCAGAUAGACGAGAAAUGCAUGGCAGAGAUUUAAAUAAAGCAGCAGCAGAAACAACACAACCAAACAAGCAUAGCAAUAUGAGAACAGCCAAGCAAAGCACUGCUUCAGCACCAUCUCCAGAGAAAACAAAACAUUCUAGUAGCCCUUCAUGGUCACAGACUUUCUCUCAAAACUAUCAAGAUCGACAAAGAAGGGAAAGUAAUUAUCCCAACAGAAAGACAUUUUUUUUCACCAGCACACUUGAUCCAGCCCAAGGGGUAAAUGAGUUAGGACUACCAAAUAAUAAGCAUUCUGUUUGUCAUUUUGAAAUGCAUGUUUUUGCAGAAUCCAAAAUAGGAAAACUAAUGAAACCUAGUUGUAGAGCCAACAAGAAACAACAACAGAGACAUGUAGCACCAGAGACUGGAGAUAUUACUGGCUUAGAUACUGCCUAUUUUUUCUCACCACGGCAACAGGAGACAGAGAGGUGUGGCAAGUUUGGACUCAGUGCUGACGAAGAUGAGGACAGUGAUUCUGAUGAUGGACUUUUGACCCAGUUUAAACAAACUGGCCAUUGCAGCAUGCCUGUCUGGCAAUACCAGCACGAGCAGCUGAUGAGGCAAAUUCAUCAUGACAAGGCAAACUACAGGAACCAAGUCACUCUCUCUCGGCACUCACCUCUAGUACUUUAUGGUUUAAAAUCUAAUCAACACCUGUCAAACUCUGCCCCCAAACAUAUACUAACUAGAGCAUGCGUGUGA